UUGGAACACAGAAAAAGUAGAAUAAGUGAGAAAGACCCAGGUGAGAAACAAGAUUCAGAAUGUGAAAAAGUUUCGAUUUUUAGUCUUCCAUUAUUAAAGCUUCUUCUCAAGUUUUAUGACACUGUUGAAGUGAAAGAGAGUGUUCAAAAGUUUUGACUUGACUAGUAAUAGAAGGUAGACAACAACAACAUCGUAUCAAGGAAAAUCUUUAAAAUUCGAUUUUGCAUAUAGUUAUUGUGUUUUAAAGAAAUAAAAAGUGUAGAUCAAGAGGAACCAACAAAACAGGUUGUGUUCAUUGUACAGAUAUGAAGAAGAAGAUUUAAGAGAGAUAAAUAGAAAAAGAUUUAGUGUUGGUGAUGGGUCUUCAAUUGAAGAUGCAGACUCAGCAACACCCUUUGGAUUUGAAGUUACAUGAACAAAAUGGGAACAAAAGAAAAUACACAUUUAUUCAGGCACAUAGAGCUUGGCUUCUUAAGUUUUUGUUGCUAUGGAUUCUUCUGAUGGCUAUAAUUGGUUGGUGCAUCUAUAGCAAAAUGGAUGCUGAUACUAAAGUGAGAAGGAAAGAGAUUUUGGGUAGUCUUUGUGAUCAAAGGGCUAGAAUGUUGCAAGAUCAAUUCAGUGUUAGUGUUAACCAUGUUCAUGCUCUUGCCAUCCUUGUUUCAACUUUUCAUUAUUACAGAAACCCUUCGGCUAUUGACCAGGAAUCAUUUGCAGAAUAUACUGCUAGGACUGCGUUUGAAAGGCCAUUACUGAGUGGAGUGGCCUAUGCACAGAGAGUUGUUAACUAUGAAAGAGACAGAUUUGAGAAGCAACAUGGAUGGGUUAUAAAGACAAUGGAAAGAGAGGCUUCACAGGUUAGGGAUGAGUAUGCGCCGGUCAUAUUUGCUCAGGAAACUGUCUCUUACCUUGAGUCUAUCGAUAUGAUGUCGGGAGAGGAGGACCGAGAGAACAUUUUGAGAGCUAGGGCUACCGGGAAAGCUGUUCUGACUAGCCCUUUUAGGCUGUUGGGUUCACAUCAUCUUGGUGUGGUUUUAACAUUUCCUGUUUACAAAUAUAAGCUCCCUUCAAACCCAACAACAGAAGAGCUCAUUAAAGCGACCGCAGGAUAUAUCGGAGGACCCUUUGACGUCGAGUCUCUUGUGGAGAAUUUACUCAGUCAACUUGCUGGUCAUCAAGCAAUUUUGGUCAAUGUAUUCGAUAUAACAAACUCUACUGACCCGCUAAUCAUGUAUGGAAACCAAUACGAGGAAGGUGAUGUUUCUCUUGUCCACGAAAGUAAGCUUGAUUUUGGAGAUCCAUACAGGAAACAUCAAAUGAUAUGUAGGUAUCACCAGAAGGCACCGACAAAUUGGAUAGCGCUUACCACUGCAUUCCUAUUCUUUGUGAUUCUUUUAUUAGUAGGUUACAUUUUAUAUGGUGCCGGAAAGCAUAUUGUCAAAGUAGAGGACGAUUUCCACAAAAUGGAGGAACUAAAAGUGCAAGCAGAAGCCGCUCAUAUUGCCAAGUCACAGUUUCUAGCUACUGUCUCUCAUGAAAUUAGAACACCUAUGAAUGGCAUUUUAGGAAUGCUUGGUCUGCUUCUACGCACGGAAUUGAAUUCAACUCAACGGGAUUAUGCUCAGACAGCUCAAGCAUGUGGGAAGGCUCUCAUAGCAUUAAUAAACGAAGUGCUUGACCGAGCUAAAAUUGAAGCCGGAAAAUUAGAGCUGGAAGCAGUUCCUUUCGACCUUCGUUCCAUACUAGACGAUGUCCUCUCUCUUUUCUCAGAGAAAUCUAGACACAAAGGUUUAGAGCUGGCAGUGUUUGUUUCUGAUAAAGUUCCAGAUGUUGUUAUGGGAGAUCCUGGAAGAUUCAGACAAAUAGUAACAAAUCUUGUUGGCAACUCUGUUAAAUUUACUGAGCGAGGACAUAUAUUUGUCAAAGUCCAUUUAGCUGAAAAGAGAAAGUCAACAAUGAAUGGAAACAUCGAGACUUUUCUAAAUGGAGGAUCUGAAGAAAUUGUGCAUAAAUCUGGCAGUUAUAAUCUCAAAACCCUAAGUGGAUGCGAAGCAGCUGAUGAACGUAACAACUGGGAUAAUUUUAAGCAUCUAAUUGACGACGAAGAAUUUUUCUGCGAUGCUUCGACUAAAAAAGUUGCUUCUAAUGAAUUUUAUGAGCAAGUCACCUUGAUGGUGUGUGUGGAAGACACUGGAAUUGGAAUUCCUUUCUCGGCUCAAGAUAGGAUUUUCAUGCCUUUUGUGCAGGCUGACAGCUCAACUUCUCGAAACUACGGUGGUACUGGCAUUGGCUUGAGUAUCAGUAAGUGCUUGGUUGAACUAAUGGGUGGUCAGAUAAGUUUUAUAAGCCGGCCCCAAGUUGGAAGCACCUUUUCGUUUUCAGCGGAUUUCGGAAUAUUUAAGAAGAAUUCAAUAACCACCGACGUGAAGAAGCUUAAUUUCGAAGAUCUACCUUCUAGUUUUAGAGGUCUUAAAGCCAUUGUGGUUGAUGGAAAACCUGUUAGAGCUGCUGUGACUAGGUACCAUUUGAAGAGACUAGGGAUACAAGCUAAAGUCGCUAAUGCCGUCAAUAAGGCUGUUUCUCUAUGUGGGAAAAAUGGUUCUUUGACCACAGGAAUAUUCCAACCCGAUAUUAUUUUUGUUGAGAAGGAUUCGUGGGUUACUGGAGAAGACGGGAUCUUUGGUGUCCGGCAACUAGACUGGAAACAGAAUGGACAUAUAUUUAAGAUGCCUUCCCUGAUCCUUCUCACGACGAAUAUUAGUAACGAUGAGUUCGAUAAAGCUAAAUCGGCAGGUUUUAGCGAUACCGUGAUCAUGAAGCCGCUGAGAGCGAGUAUGGUUGGUGCUUGUCUUCAGCAAGUUUUGGGGACAGGCAAGAAAAGACAGCUAGGAAAGGACAUGCCUAAUGGUUCAACUACAGUUCGAAGCCUUCUUUAUGGAAAGAAAAUUUUAGUGGUUGAUGACAACAGGGUGAACCGUAGGGUGGCUGCUGGCGCGUUGAAGAAUUUCGGAGCUGAUGCGAAGUGUGCAGAUAGUGGCAAAGCUGCUCUUGAAAUGCUUCAAUUCCCUCACAAUUUUGAUGCUUGCUUCAUGGAUAUUCAAAUGCCGGAAAUGGACGGGUUCGAAGCAACUAGUCGAAUUCGAGAAAUGGAGAGGAAGGCAAAUGAGGAGAAGAAAAGGGAAGGAAAUGACACGAAAAGCGAGUUUCAUAUACCUAUAUUGGCGAUGACAGCCGAUGUAAUCCACGCAACAUAUGAAGCUUGUUUAGAAUGUGGUAUGGAUGGAUAUGUCUCAAAACCUUUUGAGGAAGAGAAUCUUUAUCAAGCAGUUGCAAAGUUUUUCAAAGCCAAGCCUAUUACCUCAAUAGACUCAUGACAGAAGAAGCAACUUAAUUAAUUUAAGCAUGUUCAUUCACUACUGGCAAUUUUUCAUAUUAUUAAUGCUUUCAUGCAGAGAGCAAUAAUAAAUAUGAUAUGAGGAUGGUUUCUUGAUACUCAAGUAUGAUGAUGCAGUUUUCAUUUCUAACCAACCUCAAGUUUGAUUGGACAUGAUUUAUAUACCUCAUAACUCUUCAUUCCUAUAGCUUUGUGUAUAGAUUCUCAAAAGGGAUGUGGAAAAUUAUGUAAAUUCAUUAUUUUUCUUAUGCAUCUUAAUACUUACUUCUUCCCUAUUAGAAAGGGUUUUUUCUAUUGUUAUUAAUUUUGUAUAAUUGCAUCUUAAGAUUUUGAAAAUGUUGAUAAUGUUUAUUUAGUGCUAA
Messenger RNA from Cicer arietinum (chickpea), 3753 nucleotides. RefSeq names its product histidine kinase 4. Gene Ontology annotation, cellular component: nucleus. Gene Ontology annotation, molecular function: phosphorelay sensor kinase activity. Gene Ontology annotation, biological process: phosphorelay signal transduction system; phosphorylation. The record is from RefSeq and is a predicted model, not a curated record. NCBI's taxonomy places the organism in Eukaryota, Viridiplantae, Streptophyta, Magnoliopsida, Fabales, Fabaceae.